GCAUGGCGAAGCUGAUUUGGUCUGUGAAGUGAUCGAUUUGCUUUCUGUGUGGAAGAUGUGGCGGGUGAAAACACUCAGCCUAGGCCUGUCGCCUUCGCCCCAGCCGGGAAAACCAGCGAUGAGAACUCCUCUCCGAGAAAUUAUCCUGCAGCCCGGUGCACUCACCACCUCAAGAGAAGGACCGCCUAUGUGCUCCUCGCUCACCCCAUCACUGAGAAAGCUGGGGUUGCAGGAAGGCAACAACAACUCAUCUCCAAUGGAUUUUAUCAAUGCCAAGAGAACAAAUUUCCCUUCAGAACAGUUCCGUCAUCCCUCAAAGAGGCUAGAAGUUGUUCAGCAUGAAUCAGAUGAGCAGCCUGUAAAGCCAAUGCCUCAAACCAACUCUACUUCCAAAAUACCUGAGGAAACAGUAAAUCCAGCAGAUGUGGUUAAGACCAUUGUUCUUACACCCUCUCCAGUAGGACAGAAGCAAGACAUGAUACUUGAGGCCCAUUCAGAUACCAUAGCAGAGACAAACAGCAGCUCUCAAAAUGAACUUUUGGAGCUAGGAGACCGGAUGAGUGAGGAGGUGGCACUCUGUAUGGAGGAGAGCUUGUUAGACGUUGUUGGGACUAUGCCUGAAGAACCUCCAUGGCAGGAUUCGUCAUCCUAUCUCCUGGGAUAUCCAGUGCAAUCCUGUUCUGAGCAGCAAAUAUGCUACUCCAAAGAAAGCCUGAAGGAUGAGAGGACUGAGAUGGUGACUGAGGACUUAGUGCUUUCUGAAAGUACUACACCUUCUUCCAGGCUAGGGCUUACCCCUUCCAGUGCCUGGGCAGUAGAUUUCCCUGUCAAUCAUGAGAAGCCAGGGGAGGAAAUGGUAGAACAUGGAGUUACAGAGGAAAGAGAAAUAAGCUUUUCUAUCCUUCAUGACGAGGUUGGACUGGGAGACCAUGCACUAGUCCCAGAUGUGGAAGAUGUUCCAUCCUCAUGCCUGACACCAAAUCUAGUAGAGGUGGAAUCCCAGGCAGGUCCAAGUCCAAUGGUAGAAGGUACUGGAAGGCUUCUUGGCUGUGAUUCAGAAACUUGGAUGUCCCCAUUGGCUUGGCUAGAAAAAGGUGUAAAUACCUCAGUCAUGUUAGAAAAUCUCCGCCAAAGCUUGUCUCUUCCCCCUGUGCUUCAGGAUGCUGCCAUUCGCAAUACCCCUCUCUCUACUUGCUCUGUGGGAACCUGGUUUACUCCUCCAGCACCACAGGGAAAACACAUACAUGAAUGUCACACAGAAGGCACUAAGGGCACCAGUACUUCAGAGACAGGGUGCUUCUUGUGGGGUCAUUGUCCUCCAGAUCUGACUACUUUGUCUCGACCUGACUUGGAAAAUAACCUACUGAGUUCUCUUGCCCUUCUGGAAAUUCUCUCCCGCCAGCUGCAGGCUUGGAAGAGUCACUUGAUUGUUUCUCACCCAGAAGCCAGGGACAGUUGCACCCAGACUGAUACUAAUACCAGUCCUAUUAGGGUAACUAAGACUCCUCAACAUCUUCAGGAGAGCCAAGAGAUAAGACGGGUCCUGCAGGAGGCCAGAAACAUCAUGCAAUCGUGGGUGCUAGCCUCCAAAGAGCUGAUAUCCUUGCUUCACCUGUCUCUGUUGCAUGACAAAGAAGACAGAAUGACUGUGAAUCAGGAGUCUCAACGUGUAGAAACCAUGGUCUCUUGUUGCCUUGAUAUGUUGAAGAAAUUGAGGGCAAAGUUCCAAAGCCUCAGAACGGAAAGAGAGGAAGCAAAGAAUGGAGAGGAAAUAGCCCUCAAGGGAAAAGAUGCGGCAGAGGCAAUACUGGAGGCUUUCUGUGCACAUGCCAGCCAGCGCAUCAGCCAGCUGCAACAGGAUUUGACAUCCAUGCAAGAAUUCAGAACCCUUCUCCAGGAGGCUCAGACCCAACUGGUAGGGCUUCAUACAGAGCAAGAGGAGUUGGCUCAGCACAUGGUGAGUCUGACUACUACCUUGCAACAGGACUGGACAUCCAUGCAACUGGAUUAUGUGACAUGGACAGCUUUGCUCAGUCGGUCUCGACAACUUACAGAGAAGGUGGUAGCCAAGAGCCAGAAAGCCCUGCAGGAACGUGACACUGCAAUUGAGGAAAAGCAGCAGAUUUCCAGGGAGCUGGAACAAGUCUCUAUCCAUUUAGAGGAAUGUAAAGGCCAAUUAGAACAACUGAAGUUGGAGAACAGUCGCCUAGCAACAGAUUUUCAGGCACAGCUGCAGAUUCUAGCCAGCACAGACAGCCAGCUAAAAGAGCUACAGAGUCAGCAUGCCCAUUGUGCCCAGGACCUAACCAUGAAGGAUGAGUUGCUGUACCAGCUUACCCAGAGCAAUGAGGAGCAGGCUGCUCAAUGGCAAAAGGAGGAGAUGGCACUAAAGCAAAUAAAGGCAGAACUACAGCAACAGAAGGCUGUGUUGGCCAAGGAAGUGCAGGACUUGAAGGAGACCCUAGAGUUUGCAGACCAAGAGAGUCAAGUUGCUCACCUAGAGUUGGGUCAGGUGGAAUGUCAGUUGAGAACUACACUGGAAGUGCUCCGGGAACGCAGCCUGCAGUGUGAAACCCUCAAGGACACUGUAGAUAACCUAAAGGCUGACCUGACUAGAACCAAAGCAGAGAAACAGGAACAAGCUCUGGAGAAGGCACACCAGUUUUCCCAAAGGCUAGGGCUGCUGACUGAUCAACUACAGAAUCUGACAAUCUUCCUUCAGACAAAAUUAAAAGAGAAGACUAAACUGGAGACCCUUCUGCUGAGCACAGACUGUGUUCUCAAACAAGAACACCCACUGCCUAAUGAGAAUGCCUUGAUGGGAGACACAUUGACAGCAGUGGCAGAUGAAGAGCCAGAAUCAGCUCCUGUACCUCUGGUUGGAAGUGACACAAGUGCUUUCACCCGAGUAGCAUCUAUGGUUUCCCUUCAGCCUACAGAGACACCUGACCUAGAGAGUAGCCUAGAAAAAAUGAGCACUACCCUUCUUGAACUUGAGAACCUAUGUUCACUGCUGCAAGAAUCUAAAGAAGAAGCCAUUGGAUUUCUGCAGCAAAAAAUUUAUCAUCUGCAGGAUAGGCUUCAGGACCAGGAAGAACAGCAUCAGGAAGCCCAGAAGGCCAAGGAAGCAGACAUAGAGAAGCUGAACCAGGCCUUGUGCUUGCGCUACAAGAAUGAAAAGGAGCUCCAGGAAGUGAUACAGAAGCAGAAUGAGAAGAUCCUAGAACAGAUAGACAAGAGUGGCGAGCUCAUAAGCCUCAGAGAGGAGGUGACCCAGCUUACCCGCUUACUUCGACAUGCAGAGACAGAGACUAAAGUGCUGCAGGAGACCCUGGCAGGCCAGCUGGACCCCACCUGUCAGUCCAUGGUCACUAACUGGAUCCAAGAGAAAGUGUGUCUCUCACAGGAGGUAGACAAGCUGAGGCUGAUGUUCCUGGAGAUGAAAAACGAGAAAGCAAAUCUUGUGGUCAAGUACCAGAGCCAUAGGAAUAUCCUAGAGGAGAACCUUCGACGCUCUGACACAGAGUUAAAGAAACUAGAUGACAUUGUCCAGCAUAUUUAUGAGACUUUACUGUCCAUCCCAGAGGUGGUGAGGAGUUGCAAGGAGCUACAAGGGCUGCUAGAGUUUCUAAGCUAAGAAACUGAAAAUAGCUGGCUAUGGUAGUGGACAUCUAUAGUUUCAGCUACACCAGAGGCUGAGGCAGGAGUAUUGCUUGAGUCCAGGAGUUCAAGACCAGCAUGGACAUCAUAACAAAGAGACUGCAAGUUGGGUUUUGCUUAGUUCUUAUUUACCUACAGUACCUGCUUACCUCAACAUUAGGAUUGUUGGCAUAAAGUUAACUGUGUGUAAUGUUAU
Messenger RNA from Dipodomys ordii (Ord's kangaroo rat), 3856 nucleotides. RefSeq names its product sperm associated antigen 5 (gene Spag5). The record is from RefSeq and is a predicted model, not a curated record. Gene Ontology annotation, biological process: regulation of attachment of spindle microtubules to kinetochore; cell division. The coding region runs from base 56 to 3637 and encodes 1193 amino acids. NCBI's taxonomy places the organism in Eukaryota, Metazoa, Chordata, Mammalia, Rodentia, Heteromyidae. The transcript has 24 exons.